Opisthorchis viverrini is the source of this 609-nucleotide messenger RNA. RefSeq lists its product as hypothetical. Gene Ontology annotation, biological process: establishment or maintenance of microtubule cytoskeleton polarity; centrosome duplication; mitotic spindle organization. The transcript has 5 exons. Bases 1 to 609 code for a protein of 202 amino acids. Gene Ontology annotation, molecular function: microtubule plus-end binding; microtubule plus end polymerase activity. Lineage: Eukaryota; Metazoa; Platyhelminthes; Trematoda; Opisthorchiida; Opisthorchiidae. The record is from RefSeq and is a predicted model, not a curated record. Gene Ontology annotation, cellular component: spindle pole; microtubule plus-end; kinetochore.
AUGCUACGGUGCGAUCCAUGUUGCUAUACGGGUCAGAAACUUUGCCGAUGCGCUCCAAGGACGUCAACUAACUCAGUGUUUUACCAACGAUGUCUUAGGAGCAUUGCCAGGGUCUGGUGGAAACAUCGGAUAAGCACUGUUGAAAUACGUAAACUGUAUUCGGAAGAAAUAACUCGCCCACGACAGAUGAGCUCAGGUACAAUGUCUGGUGGGGCAUCGUUGUUCAACAAAAUUGACGAUGUCUUGCUUUCGAAAUUGGAAUCCGGACAAUGGCGUGAACGUGGAGAUACACUGGAUCAAAUUGCGAAGCACCUUGAGAUACCAGUCCUUCCAAGUGGCAACUAUGGGCCACUCAUAAAGGCUCUCCUUCAGGUCGUGGAAGCGGACAAAAAUCGACAGCUCGUAUUGCGGGCCGUCGGAAUUCUGCAGCAACUGGCCCAAGGGUUACGAAAAAGUUUUGUUCCACACGCGGAGCGUACACUGUCCGUAUGUUUGAACAGGUGCAAGGAGAACAAUCAGGGCAUUGUUCAAGCCCUACGCUCUGCUUCGCAAACGGUGGUCGAUCUGGCAACUAAAUGUGCUGCACCAGGACGCCUCAUGUUUCAGUAA